Messenger RNA from Tripterygium wilfordii, 3906 nucleotides. RefSeq names its product type II inositol polyphosphate 5-phosphatase 15. Gene Ontology annotation, molecular function: protein binding; phosphatase activity. Lineage: Eukaryota; Viridiplantae; Streptophyta; Magnoliopsida; Celastrales; Celastraceae. Gene Ontology annotation, biological process: phosphatidylinositol dephosphorylation. The record is from RefSeq and is a predicted model, not a curated record. Bases 114 to 3428 code for a protein of 1104 amino acids. The transcript has 11 exons.
GCCUCGCUCUUUUUGCCUUUUUGGUAGACUCAGUUUCCAGUUCCAAGAAAGAAAUCUCAACAGAAACACUCGCCUCGAUUUUCUCUUUUUAAUUCUCUGGCGGUGGUCUUUCCAUGGACUCCGAGCUUCCCCACAACGACGACCUGUCCGCACUGUUCAACAGCUCAGUCUACAGUCAUGACCACGUUUCUGUCCGUUCCCCGAGAGUCUUCGACCGUUAUUUCGACUCCUCGUCUUCUUCCUCUGGCGACGACGAUGAAUCUCGGCCCUCGGAUUCCGUCCUCGCCAAUAAACGCCUCGAUAACAUGAUCCAAUUCCUCGACCGCAAGCUCUCCACUCCGUCCCAUAAUAAUGAAGAUUCCGGCCAGCGAUUCGCCCUGCCCGAAUUCGUGGCCAAAGGAGGCGGCACGGGGAUUUUCAGCCUCCCACCUCGAGCGGCCGUCCACCCUCACCGACCCCCUAGCCUGGAGCUCAGGCAGCACCCUCUUAGGGAAACCCAAGUUGGUUGCUCAUUGAGGACAAUUGUGGCCUCCAGCACGCAGCUAUGGGCGGGAGCUGAGAACAGGGUGAGGGUAUGGGAGUUUAGAGAUCUAUACCGCGGGAGUGGUACCGAUGAGGGAGAGGAGAGCACGCCACCAUUUAGGGAGUCGGUGACGGGGGUCGCUGCCUCCAUUUGUAUGGUGACCGACGAGGGCAGUAGUGUGGUCUGGACAGGUCAUAGGGACGGCAGAAUCAAGUGUUGGAAAAUGAAUUUGGGUACGAGUUCGGAAAGGUUUGGAGAGUUGUUCUCUUGGCCUGCUCACCGUGGACCAGUUCUCUCUAUUGUCAUUACUGCUUAUGGGGAUCUCUGGUCGGGUUCUGAGGGUGGGUUCAUCAAGAUUUGGCCAUGGGAAGCAAUUGAAAAGGCUCUCUCUUUCACUCAAGAAAAAAGGCAUAUGGUUGUCUUAUCAGUAGAGAGGUCAUACAUUGACUUGAGGAGUCAGGUCACACUAAAUGGCUUCAGCAAUGUAUUGACAUCAGAUGUCAAGUGCUUGUUAUCUGAUAAUUCUAGAGCGAAAGUGUGGAGUGUUUGUUCUUUGUCAUUUGCCCUGUGGGAUGCUCGUACAAGAGAAUUAUUAAAAGUAUUCAAUGUAGAUGGUCAGAUUGAGAAUCGAGGAGACUCUUUCACUGCCACGGAUUUUUCUCUGGAAGAUGAGGUCAAGAUGAAAAUUCUAGCCGGUCCUAAGAAAGAUAGAAUGCAAACCUCUUUUGGUUUCUUUCAACGUUCUCGCAAUGCUAUAAUGGGAGCUGCUGACGCUGUCCGUCGCGUGGCAGCAAAAGGGGGCUUUGUAGAUGAUAACCGGAGAACUGAGGAUUUGGUCAUUACAAUCGAUGGGAUGAUCUGGACUGGUUGUUCCAGUGGCUUACUUGUGCAGUGGGAUGGAAAUGGAAACCGUUUGCAAGAUUUCCAGUAUCAUUCUUUUGCUGUUCAAUGCUUGUGUGCAUUUGGGACUCGAAUUUGGGUUGGUUAUGUUAGUGGUACUGUUCAGUUAUUGGAUCUUGAUGGUAACCUGCUUGGUGGAUGGGUAGCUCAUAGCAGUCCUGUUAUAAAAAUGGUCAUUGGGGCUGAUUAUAUCUUCACGUUGGCUAAUCAUGGUGGUAUACGUGGAUGGAAUUUUACAUCUCCAGGUCCUCUUGACAGCAUAUUACGUUCAGAAUUAACUAGCAAAGAAUUUCUUUACACAAGGAUAGAAAAUUUGAAAAUCUUGGCCGGUACAUGGAAUGUUGCACAAGGAAGAGCUUCUCCGGACUCACUUAUAUCUUGGCUAGGUUCUGCAGCUUCAGAGGUUGGCAUUGUUGUUGUUGGCUUGCAAGAAGUAGAAAUGGGUGCUGGUUUCCUUGCAAUGUCUGCUGCAAAAGAAACUGUAGGCCUCGAGGGGAGUUCUGUUGGACAGUGGUGGCUGGAUAUAAUAGGCAAAACAUUAGAUGAGGGGUCUACAUUCGAUCGCAUUGGUUCUAGGCAGCUAGCAGGCCUACUCAUAGCUUUAUGGGUGAGAAAUAAUCUUAAAUCACAUGUUGGUGAUGUUGAUGCUGCAGCCGUGCCUUGUGGAUUUGGGCGUGCAAUUGGGAAUAAGGGAGCUGUUGGUUUGAGGGUUCGGGUGUAUGACCGGAUAAUGUGUUUCGUUAAUUGUCACUUUGCGGCACAUUUAGAAGCAGUUAACCGCCGCAAUGCUGACUUUGACCAUGUAUAUCGGAAUAUGGCCUUUGGUCGAUCAUCUAACCUCUUCAGUGCUGCAGCUGGUUCAUCAUCUGCAGUUCAAAUGCUCCGGGGUACAAAUGCCAUAGGUGCCCAAGCUACGGAAGCAAUGCCUGAGUUAUCUGAGGCUGAUAUGGUUGUAUUGCUUGGUGAUUUUAAUUAUCGACUUGAUGGUAUAUCUUAUGAUGAAGCAAGGGAUUUUGUUUCGCAAAGAUGCUUUGAUUGGCUUAGAGAAAAGGAUCAGCUUCGAGUGGAGAUGGAAGCUGGGAACGUAUUUCAAGGAAUGCGUGAAGCAGUUAUCAAAUUUCCUCCCACGUACAAAUUUGAAAAGCACCAACCUGGUUUAGCAGGGUACGAUUCUGGUGAAAAGAAGCGCAUUCCUGCCUGGUGUGACAGAAUUUUAUACCGUGACAGCCAAUCAGCUUUGGCAUCUGACUGCAGUUUAGAAUGUCCUGUUGUUUCUUCAGUAUCACAGUAUGAGGCUUGCAUGGAUGUAACGGACAGUGAUCACAAGCCAGUUCGCUGCAUAUUCAGUGUUUAUAUUGCUCGAGUUGAUGAGUCCAUAAGGAGGCAAGAGUUUGGAGAGAUUAUGAAAACAAAUGAAGAAAUUAAAAGCAUUCUUGAAAAACUUUGCAAGAUUCCAGAAACUAUUGUCAGCACAAAUAACAUACUUCUUCAUAAUCAGGACACAUCCAUUUUGCGUAUUACAAACAAAAGUGGGAAAGACAAUGCUCUGUUUGAAAUUAUAUGUGAAGGUCAAUCUACCAUAAAGGAGGAUGGACAAGCAUCUGAUCAUUCUCCAAGGGGCUCCUUUGGAUUUCCACGUUGGCUUGAGGUCACUCCUGCAGCUGGCAUAAUCAAGGCAGAUCAUAUUGCAGAAGUGUCGGUUCAUCUCGAGGAUUAUAAUACCUUGGAAGAGUUUGUUGAUGGCGUACCCCAAAACUCGUGGUGUGAAGACACUAGAGACAAAGAAGUUAUAUUGGCGAUUAGGGUGCAUGGUAGUUUCACAAUUGAGACAAGAAAUCAUCGGGUUCGAGUCCGCCGCUGCUUUUCUGUCAGGACGAGAAAGGUUGAUAGUGCACUUAAUGAGUCUGGACAGAACCAGGCAAAUGUCCUUCAUCGAUCUGAUUACCAAAGGCUUAGUGGUUCUUAUGAUGUGGUGGACCAUCUACGGAACUUGCAUAGCCCUUAAAGCGGCAAGGCCUAUUUAUGUAGAUCUAAAGUAAUUGCUUGUGUAAGGGGUUCAUUUCUGCAAUAGCCCAAGUGUUUGAGCUGCGUCACUAGAUUGAGGUGUCUCAUUGGACUUUCUUUGACUUGGUUCUGGUGCCAAUAUUUUGAAGGGUUUCUUUUGUUGCCAAAUUGACUGAGUUCAACUUGUAUUUUUAUUGUCAGUUGUAAACUGUACAGAAAAAAGACGGAAUACAUCUCAAGCAGCAGAGAAAAGUGUGAUUGAUUAGCCUUGGCUGGAUUAUUUUCUGGAAAAAAUGUGGGUAGGCAAUUAAUCCGCAUUGGGGGGAUCCUGGGUCCAAGCCCGAUUUUGAGCAUUGGGCUUUGGGCCUUUGGGCUCGAGCCUUGGGCUUUGAUUUUUUAUUUUUAUUUUCUUGAAUAUACAAUUAAAUAAUUGUAUUAAAAAUUUUGUGCAAUUGAAUAAUAUUUGAUAGAGAGUGCAA